Messenger RNA from Juglans microcarpa x Juglans regia, 784 nucleotides. RefSeq names its product heavy metal-associated isoprenylated plant protein 39-like. Bases 208 to 561 code for a protein of 117 amino acids. The record is from RefSeq and is a predicted model, not a curated record. Lineage: Eukaryota; Viridiplantae; Streptophyta; Magnoliopsida; Fagales; Juglandaceae. Gene Ontology annotation, molecular function: metal ion binding. The transcript is spliced from 3 exons.
UGGUGCUACAUCAGUAUCAGGCCAAAAUAAAAUAUUUGAGGUCCUUUCAUCCUCCAAAACUUGUUCAACGAGAAGAAAGUCUUCAGAUUCUCGCUCUCACUGCGCCUUCUUCUUCUUCUUCUUCUUCUUCUUCUAUAAUCUCUGCCUGUCUUUGUAUCAUAAAUUUAAUAUCUGAUCAAGUCCUUGUCAGAACUUUGGACCCAGGAAAUGAAGAAAGUUGUGUUGAAGCUGGACUUGCACGAUGACAAGGAGAAAAAGAAGGCCUUGAGUGCAGUUUCCACCCUCACAGGUAUUGAUUCGAUUGAAAUGAACAUGAAGGAUAAAAAGCUGACAGUUGUUGGGGAGGUAGACCCAGUGGAUGUUGUAAAAAAAGUUCGAAAAUUUUGGCCGUGCACAGAAAUUUUGACUGUUGGGCCUGCAAAAGAGGAGAAGAAAGAUGAUAAGAAGAAAGAAGAGACCAAGAAGGAUGAAAAGCCUAAAGGACAUAAUCCUCCUCCCACGGUCACAUACUAUUACUUGACAGAGCCAGAGCCAUGUGCAAAUAACUGUGUCAUCUGCUGAUUGUGAGGUCUGAGGGAAACAGCUGAGAGAGUUCGAAUGCUUUGGUGAUGAAACCGAAAUCUGUGAUUGAGUUUUAUUGUAUUAUGCAGGCUCUCAAUUGUAAAACAAUUCCUCAAACAGUACAAAAUUUGUGAGGGGAAUGUCAUUGAAAUUCAAUGCUGAGAUCCUGCAGACUCCAGAGCAAAUGAAUAAAUGGAAUUGGAUUUAAAGAGCUUUCUUGUUA